This is a messenger RNA of Bombus huntii, 861 nucleotides long. RefSeq lists its product as uncharacterized. The record is from RefSeq and is a predicted model, not a curated record. Lineage: Eukaryota; Metazoa; Arthropoda; Insecta; Hymenoptera; Apidae. The annotation marks the transcript as partial. The transcript has a single exon.
CAGCAUCAGGCCAGGAGUCCCGGGGAUGGGAAACUCCUGGCCCACACGUCCAACACUGCCAUAAAACCAUCGCCUGGUCAUCAUUCUCUACCACGAAAGAAAACGCCGUCUGAAUCCAGAAACUCGUCGACUCAACAAUUUCAACGCGCCCAGUCUCUGAGACGCAGUUGUUUGUCUCCAACGCAAUAUCAUCACCAGCAUCAUCAACAUCGUCAGCAGGAGAGUUCUCUACAUUUUGAGUACUUCGUGCCUAGAAGCGUGAGCGAGUUCAACCUGGCAGCAGCGGCGGUCACGGACAUGGCUGUACCACCACCGCCUCCUUCAUCAGUCUUACGGCCCUCCUCGGCUCUAACACCGCCGAUAGGUUCCGCAUCGAAUUCAGCGUCGUUGAAUCAGCCCAGGUUAUUAGAAUGUUCCGGAACCGCGACCAGGAGUCGCGAGAAGAUGGUCACCUUCGAAGACGAGGGCGUGAACUGUGCCACCUCCACGCCCACCAGGAAGAAUAUUUCCGGGCUGGAGAACGUUUUCAUGUGACGCUGCAAUCAUGGGUGAUUUUGUGAAAAAAAAAAUCUAAGUUGGAUGAAGUGUUCUGUGUUUCGAUUGUGCCGGGAAAAAGGUAAUUAGGUUUCUGGUGGAAAUUAAAUGAAAGUGGAAUUAUUUUGGAUAUUAUGUAGAUGCAUGGGCAAUGUUGAUCAAUGAGGCAGGCAAGGGGCAAUUUAAAAUUAGGAAAGAAUUAUGUAUCUAGGAAUAUGUAUGUUUCUCCUGUGUGAUCUAGAGAAAUAAAACUGAUUGGAGAGACAGGACAUUCGUAAAUGAUUAUAAUUAUACCGUUUCAUCGUAUUUUGUGAGAAAAGAAAAAGA